Messenger RNA from Octopus bimaculoides (California two-spot octopus), 6579 nucleotides. Its product is annotated as cyclin-dependent kinase 17. The record is from RefSeq and is a predicted model, not a curated record. Gene Ontology annotation, cellular component: nucleus; cytoplasm. Lineage: Eukaryota; Metazoa; Mollusca; Cephalopoda; Octopoda; Octopodidae. Gene Ontology annotation, molecular function: ATP binding; cyclin-dependent protein serine/threonine kinase activity. Gene Ontology annotation, biological process: protein phosphorylation.
ACAUAUUAACAAGUUCACAAUAGUACGAAUUAACUACUAAAAUUUUAAUGUAAAUGAUAUCAAAGCCUAUAAGAACCAAUUUGGGAGAAGGAAGAGAAAGGAACUAGGUCCAUUGAUAGAGCACCAACGACCGAAAUGAAUAACAGUCUAGCUGUGUCCCACCAGCAGAGUUUGUUGUUCUUUUCUGUCUCACAUUGCUGCUUGAAAGUGUAAAUCUAUGAUGUCUGCUAGUUUCUUCCUCUCCUUAUCAAUGCACUUGUUGCCAAGAUGAUGAAAAAAAUCAAAAGAAGGCUUUCUUUGACCAUCAGGGGGAGGCAUCCCAUUGAUGAAAGUUUAUCAGAACUUGCGGAAACUCUUUCUUACGAAGAUAAUGGAAGCAUCAAGGAAAAUGGUGUUGUCCAUGAAAACCGUCGGAUAGGUUCAGAUGGUGAGAGUGAAGACAUAUCAGGGACUUCAGAUGAAAAAGAUGAAAUAUCUCCUGUAAAAUUACGAGGACGACCUCGAUAUAAUGAGGCAUUUAACAAGGGCUUCCCUUACUUACCAAGCCGGCAGCUAGACUUAGGUCUUGAAUCUAUCCGAAGAAAGGAGGCUUUGAAGCGUCUCUCUUUACCUGCUGAUAUGCGUCUUCCAGAAAACUAUCUCGCUCAACAAGGCAUCAGUCCUGAAGGCCAGUUGAGUCGGAGAUCACGGAGAAAAUCUCUGUCUGAAAUUGGAUUUGGCAAAAUGGAAUCAUAUUUAAAAUUGGAUAAAUUAGGAGAGGGAACUUAUGCGACGGUCUUCAAAGGUAAAAGUAGACUCACCGAUAAUUUGGUUGCACUGAAAGAAAUUCGUCUUGAACACGAAGAAGGGGCUCCGUGUACGGCCAUCAGAGAAGUAUCGUUAUUGAGAGAAUUGAAGCAUUCAAACAUUGUAACAUUACAUGAUAUAAUUCACACCGACAAAUCUCUAACUCUAGUCUUUGAAUAUUUGGAAAAAGAUCUCAAACAAUAUAUGGAUGACUGUGGUAACAUAAUGAGUAUGACCAAUGUAACGCUUUUUUUAUUUCAACUGUUACGUGGUUUAGCCUAUUGUCACCGGCGUCGUGUUCUACACAGAGAUUUAAAACCCCAAAACUUAUUAAUUAACGAACGAGGAGAACUCAAACUAGCAGAUUUUGGUCUAGCUCGAGCCAAAUCUAUACCUACUAAAACUUAUUCAAAUGAAGUAGUUACAUUAUGGUAUCGACCGCCUGAUGUUUUGCUUGGAUCAACAGAAUAUUCAACACCCAUUGAUAUGUGGGGUGUUGGCUGUAUAUUCUACGAAAUGGCAUGUGGACGUCCGCUGUUCCCAGGGUCCGCAGUUGAGGAUGAACUUCAUCAAAUCUUUAAAAUCCUAGGCACUCCUACAGAAACCACAUUUCCCGGUAUAACUGCCCAUCAAGACUUUCACUCUUACAAUUUUCCAUUUUAUGAAGCCGAGUCUUUACUAAAUAUUGCUCCAAGGUUAGAUGGAGAUGGCUUAGACCUGCUGGAGAAAUUUCUAGUGUAUGAAGCUAGGAAAAGAAUGAGUGCAACUGAAGCACUGAAGCACCCAUUUUUCAGGUGUCUCGGUCCAAGUGUUCACAAGAUCCCUGACACUACCUCAAUAUUUGCAGUUCCGGGUAUAGUUUUACAUAGAGACCCUGGUAUCCGUUCUUCCUCAGUGGCAACUUCAGGGAACCGAAGACGUCAGAGUAUGCUCUUUUGAAAAUUUGCUGACAGCGCUGCUAGAUACUGUGAUUCCUCUUACUUUUUUUUUGGUUAGUAACCAAAGAUUGACUUAGUCAACUGUACUUUAGUAAGAAAAGUUUUUGUGGCCACGGAUAAAACAAACAGCAACUGUUGGGAGCAAAGUCAGAGCAUAUCCAUUGUAUUAACCAUGAUAACAACUGUGCCAACCACCAACCUUUGGAUGUGUCUCUCUCUAUCUCUCUCUCUCGCUCGCUCGCUCGCUUUCUCCCUCACACAUACACACACACACACACACACACACACACACACUCUCUUUCUUUGUUUCUCUGUCUCUCUCUCUCUUUUCCCCACCUCAGGGAUACACUUUACUCUAGACUUGAUCUCGGACAACUGCCACACUUUGAAAAACUUGAUGUCGCUGAACAUUUUACACAGAAAUGGGCUGUUCACUAUCUGUGGAGAGAAGUGGGUGAUGGUGCGUUCACUGGCUGAUGCAUUCACUAUCAUCUGCGGCAAACAGCAGGGGUGGUGGUCGUGUGUUCAUCGGGUGAUGCGUUCACAGUCUGUGAAGAGCGACAGAAACGUUGAGGUUCACUUAACUGUGGACAGCAGCAGAGGUGGAAGGGGAUGAAUGUUCAUAGAGUGAUGUGUUGUCCACUCUCUGUGGAGUGUAGGGUAUGUUCACUAUCUGUGGAGAGCAGGGUGGGAUGCAAUGAUGUGUUCACUAUCUGUAGCAGAGGAAGCAGAAUAAUGUGUUCACUUAGUUUUUGAAAAGAGUUGGGGGUUGUGGAGUCUUGUGUCCACAUAUUAUGGAAAAUGGUGCGGUCAGAUGAUGUGUUAACUAUUUGUGUAGAGUUGCCCAACAAUAGAGAGUGACCAGUUUUAUUUAUUUAUUUCAAAAUAUUGUCUAUUAAAUAAAAGCUCUCUGCCAAAUACUGCAAACAACAGCAGCAGCAGCAGCUGAUGUCAUGCUAUCUAUAGAAAUGUCAUAGCUCUCAUCUAGCAUCUAUAAUCAAUCUGCUGGUAGUAUUCUUGGCUUAGAAGAUCUCCCUUUUAAUUUCAUUUUGUUCCACUUUGAUAUAUCAACUUUUAGCUGAUGAAGGAAAAAUACAAAACAGAACCCCUUUCAAAUCUACAUUUAGUUAGGGUCCUUUUUAUAAAGAACAGCAAUGACAACUGUUGUGAGAUGUUCUUUAAUAAAGACAACAAUAACAAGUGUUGUUAGACUUCUUUUAAUGGAGAUGACAAUAGCAACAGUUGUUUACAUUGUCUUUAGAAUAGUGUCUAGCCCAUCCAUCCAACACCUGGCAGGUGAUGUAUGAAAGGGUUGCCCAUACACUAACACACACACAAAUAAUAAUAUCAUCCAACAGGAACUAAAUAUGUCCCCUACAUAAUAGAUUUAAUAUUACAAACAGAUGCAAGGCAAUGAGCUAACCGAACCGUUAGCAUGACAGACAAAAUGCUUAGCAGCAUUUCAUCCAUCUUUAUGUUAUAAGUUCAAAUUCUGCCUUCCAUCCUUUUGAGGUCAAAAGAACAAGUACCAGCUGAGCACUGGGGUCAAUGUAAUUGACUCCCCCUCCCCUCAAAACUGUUGGCCUUAUGACAAAAUAAGAAAGGAAUAUUCCAGACAGAUGUGGGUAGUGUGAUGUAUGUAGAUAGGUUACCCAUACAAUAUUUUACAUCAUCAACUCACUGCUGAUAAACCCACACACACACACACACACGUCAGCACUUGCCCAUGGUAGUACCAAGCAUAUCGUUUCACUGAAAACUGUCGAAUGGCUGAGAGCAAAUAUGGCCAAAUUAUUUUAGUUUCCAAUGUUUAUCAAGUUGAGAGCAUUGUCCACUUGAUCAAGGAUCUAUGCAUCAGUUUUCCUGAUCAUCCCCCGUGUCUGCAGUAUAUGGUACCAGUACCUUGACUUGAAGUUGCUGAGUUUGUAGUAGUGGCAGCAUUUAGCAGCCAUGCCUCACACAAUAGCACAGAGCCACUGAGUGGUCAGUGACUUCACUGGCCACAUCUUUAUCUUGUGCGAUGCACCAUAAUUUUUCCACACUUUGGCCAAGUCAUUCAUUGCUAAGCAACAAUCCAUAUUCUGACCAGGGCAGAUUUCCUUGGCGCUGCAUCAAUCGAUGUAGAUGUAGACAUUCGGGUAUUUAGAUUUUUUUUUUUUUUUUUACCAGCUGAUCACAUGGCCAUCAACAUGAACCACUUGGCAUUCAAAGAACCGUAUAGCCAUUAUUUUGGUUAUGUUGCUAUUCAGGUGUAGACCAACUGUUUCACAGAUUUUACACACAACAAAAGAUCCUCAUGCUCUUUGUGGUUACUAAACAAAUUGGUACCAUUGGCACAUUGCAGUCUACUAAUCCAUUCUCCACCAAAUGGCACACUGCCAACAUACCCUCGCAGGACCGGUCUUGUCACUAUUUCUCCAUAUACAUUGUACCAGUCCAGCAACAGGAUAGAGCCUCGUCUACUAGUUUUUGCCAAACCAGUCCCAUUUGUUACCUUUCAUACCAACAGCAGUCUGCCAUUUAUGACGGAGAACUUCAUUCUAAUCAACCACAUAGCCAGCAAAACCAAUAUUAUACACAGUCGAUACAGUUAAAUACCUUUGUGUAAUCAAAGAAACCCAUGAACAUCUUCGGCAGUUUAUCAUCUGCUUUCUCUCGGAUUCAAUGGAUGUUCUCUGUCUGGUCAAGUGUUUGCACAGUCAUUCCAAAUCUGGCUUCUUCCCUAGAAGUUUACAUGUCUCUGGUUUGACUGCCUGAGAAAUGCUGCAGACUGACAUUGUUGCUUAUAUUGGUUGGAAAUGCUUUAUUGGCAAAUACAGACACUUGUGGCAGACUGGCUUUGCCCCUGUGUCAGAAAUUAUUAUUAUUAUUAUUAUUAUUAUUAUUAUUAUUAUUAUUAUUAAGGUGGCAAGCUGGCAGAAUCGUUAGCACAUCGGACAAAAUGCUUAGUGGCAUUUCAUCAGUCCUUACAUUCUGAGUUCAAAUUCCACCGAGGUCGACUUAGCCUUUCAUCCUUUUUGGGGUUCAAUAAUAUAGAAAUACAGGGUUUUCAAUGUGAUUCCUUAUCCCUUGCCCCCAAAUUUGUUCCCAUGUUAGAAACAGUUAUUAUUCUCUUCUCUCAUGACAGAUGUCACUGGGUGCAGACAAUAGUUUUUAAAGUGUGAUGUUAUCUCUGUUUUUUGUUUUUUCUUUUGUCUUUCCCUAGGGUUAAUCAUCUGGACAUCAUGGACGUUGGUUUUGCAUGGAAUUCUCCCUGUCUGUCCAAACCAUUCUUCCUGAGAACCACCACAGCCAUAGUACUUAGACUAACCAAUAUUAUUCUCUUUGACUUCCAACAUCUCACUAAAUUCUGUGUUUGGACUCUUUGUCAAAACUGUUACCACAAGUGGUAUGUACCUCCUUCAGUGCCAGGGCGACGACGAUGAUGAACGUCACACAAUCUUCUCUGUUGGACAGGUCCAAUGGAAUAGCGACAUAGUCAUCCUCACUGACUUAAUGAUUAAUACUCAUCAUUUUAAUAAUAAUAAUAAUAAUAAUAACAAUAAUAAUAAUUUCCUGUGGCUAGACAUUUUCUAAAGAUAAAACUGUAUUAAGAUAUUGAUACUGGGUCGACAGUCCAAGUCAAUCCCCAAAAAACAUUUGGCACCAAAAUAGAUGCAGUGAAUGAUUUGUCUUGUUGCUCUACCAACUGGCAAUUCCACCAUCCUUAAUAAUAAUAAUAAUAAUAAUAAAAGUAGUAGUAGUAGUAGUAGUAGUAAUAUUGAUAUUGCAUUGUGUUGUCAUAUAUCAUAGAUUCCCCCACCCCCCUCUCUCUCUCUGAUGUGGCUGUUCCAUUCAGUAUUAUGACUGGUAGAUAUAUCCACCCAAGUAUUGUAACCGGUACUUGUAUCACACUAAAGCAUCACUAAUGAUGGUAGUGUCACAAUGCGCUGUGACAGGUGCCUGUGUCACACUCUGCUUCUGUGUCCCAGUUCACUUGUCAGGGAAUGUUUCUGGAAUAAACAUCGCGAUGAACAGUAAAGGCUCAUUGUUUGAACCACAAAACAGUCGCAGUGGUCAUUAAGCUUGACCAACAAUAAUUACAAUUGUAGUGGUCACUACCAAAGUCCAAUUUUACAGUGGCAGUGGCUAUUGACCUGGUCUGACAGUAAAGUUAUCAAAUGACCUUUCUGUCACUACAUUUGUUUCAAGUGUUACAUUAGACUUGGUGGCAUUAAAAUAUUCAACGAAAUGUGUCAGCUGGCUUGUUUCCCUGGUUUUUCUCUGACUAGCAGCAGUGUCACACAAUACUGGCCCAGCUACAUGUUACAAUAUUGUUACUAGUAGCUGCUACAUCAUACUGUGACUGGCAGCUUUGUCGCACUCUACUGUGACAGCUACAUGUCACACUAUAGUGCAACAGCUCCCUGAGAAUUAUGUUAGGGACAUGCGUGUCUGUGGAGUACUCAGCCGCUUGCACAUCAAUUUCACAGGCAGGCUGUUCCAUUGAUUGGAUCAGCUGGAACCCUUGGCAUUGUAACCGACAGAGUGACAGUCAAAUAUAGACUCACCCACACACAAUAUGCAACACUGGUUUCACUUCUGUCAAAUAUGUCCUAGAAAGAAUGAGAGAGUGGAAAGACUUAACUAAACUUAAAACUGUACCAUUGAAGCCAUCUUACAGUUUCAAAAAUUUAGAACCAAUUAGAAAAUCCUUAAUUCUCUUUCCUUUAAUUAGUAAAUUAGUACAAAGAUUUAUAGUUGAUAUGCAUAGCAGAUAUGUGACUGUCAUUAUUUUUCUUACUUUUUUUUUUUAAACAUGUCCAGAAAAUAUAUUGGUCACAUACACACACUAUAUAUAUAUAUAUAUAUAUAU